This is a messenger RNA of Heterocephalus glaber (naked mole-rat), 623 nucleotides long. Its product is annotated as fatty acid-binding protein, liver. The record is from RefSeq and is a predicted model, not a curated record. Lineage: Eukaryota; Metazoa; Chordata; Mammalia; Rodentia; Bathyergidae. Gene Ontology annotation, molecular function: lipid binding.
UGAUCAUUGCUCUUGGAAGUUAAUGUUUGAACCUAGUUAUAAAGAAAUUACAGUCACCGACCUAUGGCCCUAUAUAGAGAGAGGAGGAAGCCCAUAUAAAGCUGCAAACAGUGGCCAGCCCAGCCAGCAGAGCUGUGGGCCAGCAGUGGGGAGGGAGCCUCUUGGCCACCAUGAGUUUCUCUGGCAAGUACCAGCUACAGAGCCAGGAGAACGCCGAGCCUUUCAUGAGGGCAGCUGGGCUGGCUGAGGACCUCAUCCAGAAGGUGAAGGACAUUAAGGAGGUGACGGAAAUUGUGCAGAAUGGGAAACACUUCAAGUACACCAUCACUGCUGGGGAAAAAGUGAUCCAGAAUGAGUUCACCCUGGGUGAGGAGAGUGAGGUAGAGACUACUACUGGAGAGAAAGGGAAGGUGGUGGUCAACAUGGAAGGUGACAACAAGCUCGUGACAACUUUCAAAAACAUCAAGUCUGUGACUGAAGUAAAUGGGGACACAUUGAUCAGCACCCUGAUACUGGGUGACAUUGUCUUCAAGAGAAUCAGCAAGAAAAUUUAGACAAGUCUGCAUUUAAAAUUCUUUACUGUAUAAAAUUAAUGUAAUAAAGUGAACUCUGUUUUAAGAAAA